Molecule: messenger RNA, 354 nt
Organism: Aureococcus anophagefferens
Lineage: Eukaryota; Pelagophyceae; Pelagomonadales; Pelagomonadaceae
Gene: MsrB1
Product: selenoprotein
Exons: 1
Biological process (GO): response to oxidative stress; protein repair
Molecular function (GO): peptide-methionine (R)-S-oxide reductase activity
Source: RefSeq, a predicted model, not a curated record
AUGGAGCUGCUCAGCGACCUGAGCACGUGGGGCGAGCGGUUCCUCGACUUCUGGGAUCGAGGCGUGUACGCCUGCGCGCGCUGCGAGCGGCCGCUCUACGCGUCGGACGACAAGUGGAGCGGGCCCUGCCUCUGGCCGUCGUGGCGGCGGGAUUUGCCCGGCGCGGCGCGCCACGCGCCGGUCGAGGGCUACAACGGGUACGUCGUCGACGUCCACGAGCUCUACUGCGGCGGCUGCGACCUGUUCCUGGGCCACGCCUUCGCGGACGCGCGGGACAAGGGCGACGCGCACCCGGACGCGCGCUGGAGGCACUGACUCCUCUCGCUGUCCCUCGAGUUCGUCCCCGAGGGGCGC